GUUAAUAUGUCUACCAAACCACUCGGAAGCGUCAGUCAACCAGCAGAUAUCAAGAUUAUAUUGCUUGGUGACAGUGCUGUCGGAAAAUCAAAGUUGAUGGAGCGGUUUCUUUUGGACGACUAUGUGCCUCAUCAACAGUCCACAUACGCAUUGACUUUGUAUAGGCAUAAUGCAAUACAUCCGAAAUCUACAAGUAAUCCGCCAGAGAAAAUUGCUGUAGAUUUUUGGGAUACGGCUGGACAGGAACGGUUUCAGAGCAUGCAUGCAAGCUAUUAUAUGGGUGCUCAUUGCUGCAUCUUGGUAUUCGACGUAACUCGAAAAAUUACUUACAAAAACUUGGAUACGUGGUAUGAGGAAUUGGUUCAACAUCGAGGCAUUAAAAUGCCAGUAAUUGUUGUUGCCAACAAAAUCGAUAUGGACCCUUCAAGAGGAUCAAAAUCAUUUGGAUUUGUAGAAAAACGACGACAAGAGAGAGGCGGGAGUGUGGAUGACUUGCCUUUUUAUUUUGUAUCGGCCUCUGAUGGAUCUAAUGUGGUGGCUAUUUUCUUGGAAGCAAUUCAAAGAGGUUUUGAAUACAAAAACAAAAUGGUCAUUGAUAAACAGGGAACAUUUGUCGACGAUGUUCUACAAUUUAUUCAAGAAGAAGAAAAUCGGCCCGAUGGUUUAUUUGCAAAACAGAUACUCGUCGACUCCAACACGUAG
This is a messenger RNA of Batrachochytrium dendrobatidis JAM81, 702 nucleotides long. RefSeq lists its product as uncharacterized. Gene Ontology annotation, biological process: intracellular protein transport. The transcript has 3 exons. Gene Ontology annotation, cellular component: endomembrane system. Gene Ontology annotation, molecular function: GTP binding; GTPase activity. Bases 7 to 702 code for a protein of 231 amino acids. The record is from RefSeq and is a predicted model, not a curated record. NCBI's taxonomy places the organism in Eukaryota, Fungi, Chytridiomycota, Chytridiomycetes, Rhizophydiales.